CACUCUGUUUUAUCCAGGAGUCUCAUUCCGCUCCCCAUCGGAGAAGGGUCGUUCUAUUCCUUAGCAGUGAAAGGAGCUCAUCCAUCCUUCCUGGUUUUCUGUUAAACUGAGCCGGUUUCAAGUUUCAGCUCCUCCUUGAAUUCCAGCCUGCUGAGACUUCCCUCUAGAAUCAUCCAAAAUGGAGCCUCUUACAGCUUACCCUUUAAGAUGUUCGGGACCGAAAGCAAAGGUAUUUGCAGUUUUACUGUCUAUGGCUCUAUGCACAGUAAUGCUAUUUCUUCUGCAACUAAAAUUCCUAAAACCUAAAAUCAACAGCUUUUAUACCUUUGAAGUGAAAGAUGCACAAGGAAGAACGGUUUCUCUGGAAAAGUUUAAAGGCAAAGUUGCACUAGUUGUAAACGUGGCUAGUGACUGCCAACUCACGGACAGAAAUUACUUAGCACUGCAAGAACUGCACAAAGAGUUUGGACCGUUCCACUUCAGCGUCUUGGCUUUUCCGUGCAAUCAGUUUGGAGACUCAGAGCCCCGCCCGAGCAAGGAAGUAGUAUCUUUUGCAAGAAAUAACUAUGGUGUGACGUUCCCCAUCUUCCACAAGAUUAAGAUUCUAGGAUCUGAAGCAGAACCCGCAUUCAGAUUUCUUGUUGAUUCUUCUAAGAAAGAACCAAGAUGGAAUUUUUGGAAGUAUCUAGUCAACACUGAGGGUCAAGUUGUGAAGACCUGGAGGCCAGAGGAACCCAUUGAAGUCAUCCGGCCUGAGAUAGCAGCUCUGAUUAGACAAAUGAUCAUAAAAAAGAAAGAGGACCUAUGAAAUGCCAGUGAGUCAUUCAAAUGUAGUAGUUAGAAUAUAGAAAUGUCUCCAGGAGGCUCAUUUUUGAUAGUCUGACAAUUAAAUAUGGGACUGAAGGAUGGGUUUUUUUGUUUGUUUUUAGGAUACCUUGCCAGUGAGUGGUAAUGAAUGUCCCCAGGACAGAGAUGUUACCCAAAGCAAAAAUAAAGACUAGCUAAAGAAUCAAAAUGAAAUAUACUAAAUAUUUCAUCUGAUCAUGCUAACUAAUUCAGAAUAGAGAGUCAUCAAUGUGCUUCAAUAUCCUCAUGUUCGACUUGACAUUUUCCAGGAUUUUACUUGAUGGAAAUGCCAAACCCCUAGACCACUGUUUGAAUUCAACACACUGUGUGUGACUGAAUUUUCUGGAUUAACUAACUAUAAACGGCUAUUUUUAUGUAAUAAAAUACAAAAUAAACAUUGAAAAAUGUUAAAUACAUAGAGAGAUUCAAACUCCUAUGUACUUUUGUUUCAGAUACAGGAUUUUGUUUCUUUAGUUAGCUGCUUUUUUUUUUUUAAGUACAGGUUCAUAGUAUGUUUUACUAUAUCUGCCCAAAUAGUCAUUUAUAAAUGACACUAUCCUAACAUUCGAAAAAGACUUCCUCACUUUGUGUUUCUCUAAUAUUUUCCAGAAGCAACCCAAAUUUUAUAAAUAGAAUAUUAAUUGCUGAGUCAAAAUCCCAAGUGUAAGAAGAAGGCUAUGAGUGUAGGAUUAUUUAACUCAAGUCUUUAUAUAUUAAUAUUGGUUUCUAAUAUAUUCAGAUUAGAUUAGCCAUUUGGAAAGAAUUCAGCGCUGUAUCGUUCUGAUGGCUGAAAUAAUAAAAAUCAACUCUUAAUAGUCAAAGGUCUGAAUAUAAAAAAGAGAGGGACUGUAAUCACACCAGUCUUAAGUAUCAGUAAUCACUGAACUUUUUGAUAGAGUCACACAUGCUUCUUCUCCCAGGUCAUAACUUUUAUGUUCUUCUCAUUAUUGACUGAUAAAGCAACCUGCCAAGUUGAUGAAGGCUAAUUAUUGCCCAACAAAAUGUAUAUUUCAUGAACUGAAUAGGAAGACUAGGAUUAAGGGAAAAAAAAGUAAAAAGGCAGUCAUGUAAAAUGUGGCCAAGAAGGAAGACCCAGUCUAAAUAGCUGUGAGUUGACCCUCAAAUUCUAUACUGGUUAAUGAAAGUGAAGAUGGGUUUGUUUGUUUGUUUGUUUGUUUGUAAUGCCACCUCAGCAUAUAGUUCUGUACAAGUGUUUCAAGUCCUUGGAGAAACCAAAAUAAUUCCUUAAGGUGUCUUAAGUGAUCAGGACUGGAAUCAUCACUAAUCUGAACUGUUUUUGAAGAAAUAAAAGCCACCUAACAAA
This is a messenger RNA of Hyaena hyaena (striped hyena), 2170 nucleotides long. It is a transcript of the gene GPX8, whose product is annotated as glutathione peroxidase 8 (putative). Gene Ontology annotation, biological process: response to oxidative stress. Lineage: Eukaryota; Metazoa; Chordata; Mammalia; Carnivora; Hyaenidae. The record is from RefSeq and is a predicted model, not a curated record. Bases 179 to 808 code for a protein of 209 amino acids. The transcript is spliced from 3 exons. Gene Ontology annotation, molecular function: glutathione peroxidase activity.